Messenger RNA from Photinus pyralis (common eastern firefly), 1411 nucleotides. Its product is annotated as phenoloxidase-activating factor 1-like. The record is from RefSeq and is a predicted model, not a curated record. Gene Ontology annotation, biological process: proteolysis. The transcript is spliced from 5 exons. Gene Ontology annotation, molecular function: serine-type endopeptidase activity. The coding region runs from base 100 to 1290 and encodes 396 amino acids. Lineage: Eukaryota; Metazoa; Arthropoda; Insecta; Coleoptera; Lampyridae.
GAUUAUCAUCGUUUAGUACGAUGCGACCGGUUUCCAGUUGAGGAGGCUACGUAGAUUCUUGUUUAAUAAAUCGAGCGUGCUCAAUUGCAAUAAUUAAAGAUGCGUUACCAAAUAUUGCUAUUAGUAAAUUGUAUUUGUUAUGUUAUUGUUGCUGACGAAAUCGUAUAUCCGUGUGUGACACCAGAUGCCGAGCGGGCAUACUGUACGUCUUUAUUUUCUUGUCCGCACUUAAUGAAAGCAUUAGGUAGCACAGACCCACUGGCCGUUGAGUUUGUAAGGCAGUCGAUUUGUUUGGGGUGUGAAGCCGGCGACUUCAUGGUUUGCUGUGGUCCACCUCCUUCACAGAAAGAGUCCCCUAUACCGUCGCCACCCACUACUGCUACAGCCAUUAGUGAUAAAUAUUCUUCAGAUACCAGCACGAACGAAGAUCUCCUGCUUAGAUAUAAGGAAGCUGUGAAACAAAGACUGUUACCGGACCAAAGGUAUUGCGGUUACCAGCACAAAGAUGACCGCCCGUACGACAGCCCUAUCACCGCUCUGGACGAAUUUCCGUGGUUAGUACAUGUGAGGUUUUCCAACAGCGAGUACGAGGAGCAGUACGCGGACAGAUGCAGCGGAGUUCUCAUCAACAACCGCUAUGUUCUCACGGAUGCUUACUGCGGAGCCGAAUCGAUCAAGGUAAAGAUUGGGGAGUACAACACGAAUCAAUCGGUCAGUUGUGACCCCGCAUCUAAGCUAGAGGACUGCAACGAGCCAGUCUACGAUAUAGCCGUCGAAGAAAUCAUACGCGAUGGUAAAAAGUCCAAUGGACCUUACGAUUUUUCCUUGCUCAGAUUGGUCAAGCCCGUAGAAUAUUCGGAUUUCGUUAGACCAAUUUGUUUACCAAUCGACCAGAGCAAACGUCCCAGUCCGACGUCCUUGGUAUUCUCGGGAUGGGGUGCUCCUAAUAGCACGGGCAUUGCGAAGAAAAGACUAACUUACAAUGUGGUUAAUGACGAGGUUUGCUACAAGGAAAGUGAUUGGUUGGAAGGAAACGUUAAGUUCGCCAAUGCCAGCUUUAUCUGUACAUCGCCGCCGAUAAAUCCGACGACCUUGGCGUGCGCCGGAGAGCACGGCGGUCCAUUUAUGUACAGUCUCACGCGAAGAAUCCAAUGGUACGUGGAAGGAAUCAUCGUGAGCGUGAUGCACAAAGAAGGUUCCUCUAACUCCUGUAACGAUAAAUAUCCUGUGAAUGGAAUUAGAAUUACAGAUAAUACAAUUGAUUGGAUAUUAUCAACCAUUAGACGUUAAUAUUUAUUUAUAUGUACUUAGGGAGCAAUUAUUAUCUCAUUAUGACAUAUUAGAAUUGUACUUAACUAGCUAGAAGUGUUAGUAUACAUUCUUCAAAUAAAACACUCAUUUCAUCCCUCUA